This is a messenger RNA of Rhizoctonia solani, 2928 nucleotides long. RefSeq names its product Retrotransposable element Tf2 protein. The record is from RefSeq and is a predicted model, not a curated record. NCBI's taxonomy places the organism in Eukaryota, Fungi, Basidiomycota, Agaricomycetes, Cantharellales, Ceratobasidiaceae. The coding region runs from base 1 to 2928 and encodes 975 amino acids. Gene Ontology annotation, molecular function: nucleic acid binding; zinc ion binding. The transcript has 2 exons.
AUGGAACCGGAGCCAACCACUGCCGCUCUCCUCGAGGCUAUCACAGCCCUCACUGCCACCGUCGGGUCCUUGCAGGCCCAAAUCACAUCCCAAGGCCAACAGCUCAUUGAGCUUAAAGCCAUAUGCAAGGAAACCGCUGACCUCCUUGGGGAUAAAGAUCAAGGAGCACCACAAGCCCAGCCUGGCCCAUCGACUGGGCCUGUCACCCCUCCUACCCACUCAGGAGGGGAAACCUACACUCCAGGCACAAUUAGGCCUGGACUCAAGGCCCCAUUCCGGCCUUCUAGAGGCACAGGCUUUGAUUCAGAGGACCAGGAAGAACAAAGGCGCCCCAAAAAGGAGCCUCAAGGAACGCCUAGGAGGCAUCUAGGGUCCCUAACCCCCUUUGACGCAGGGUCUAGCGUAAAACGGCCUAAAAUGGACCUUCCUGAACCAUACAAGGGAGACACCAGGGGCCGCAAAGCCACCCAGUGGCUGGAUAGAAUGAUGCUCUGGGUAGCCCUCCACCGGGACCAAUUCAACGAGGAAGAGCAGAUGGUUGUGUGGAUCCUCUACCACAUGACCGAUAAGGCCGCAGACUGGGCACUCCCCAUCAUUGGGGCAAUCAUCAAGGGAAAAGGGAACCCUCCUACCACCAUCCAGGCCCUAACGGGCAAGUUCAAGGAGGCGUUUGCUGACCCAGAUGCCAAGAGGGCCGCUGCCAGGAAAAUUGCGGCACUCUCCCAAACCACCACAACCUCCGAGUACGUCACGGAGUUCCGCAAUCUCAUGGCGGAAUUAGACUGGAACAAGGAAGCCUAUAUUGCGCAGUUCACGCGAGGCCUCCACUGGAAGGUGAAGGAGUUGCUAUCAACCAAGGAUAGCGUUCCUGACGAACUUGAAGCAAUUUUUGCGGCUUCCAUAAAAAUUGACAACAUUUGCCGCAAAAACGAGGAGAACCGCCCAAAGAAGGCGCCCGCCAAGUCCCCGGUCACCACGACCACCUCCACCACUACCACCAGGGUCCGCCUAUCAGAGGACCCCAACUAUGUCACCCCGGAAGAACGAGAUUGCUGCCGUGCAUCUGGCCUUUGUGUCAAGUGCGGCCAAAAAGGGCAUGGGAUCAAGCAAUGUCCCAAUGGUUGGAAAGCCACGAUCAAGGAGGUGGCCAAGCCCCUGGCCCCUAAAUUAGAUGUGCAUGUAUCAGAUUGCAAAUUUGUAUCUUUGGCUCUAGACUCGAAUAAGAAGCCUCUUUUAUUUAUUAAUCUUGAACUGCACAACUUCCCGACGGAACCCCUGAAAACUCUCAUUGACUCAGGAGCCACAUCAAACUUCAUCUCCCCCUCGAUUGUGGAAAAAUAUAAAAUACCAAAAACCCAGCUCAAAAAUCCACGAGUUGUGAGAAUGUUAGAUGGUACAAUUUCCCAGACUGGUUGCAUAUGGCACCAGGUUCAACUCGCGGUUUCAGCCAAUGGCCACUCACACACCAUUCCUUUCCUAGUUUGCCCCAUUGGCAAUACCCCGGCAAUCCUUGGCAUGACUUGGUUAACGGCAGAAGCUCCCCUUAUUGACUGGCAGCAGGGACUAAUCACCUUCCCCAAACAAGCACGGAUUGCCUCCAAGGAAGAAGCAGACCCAGAUCCUUUAGCAGACCUCCCCCCUCAGUACCAUGAGUUUGCUAAAGUUUUUGGCGAAGAGGAGUUUAAGGUCCUCCCUCCACAUAGGGAGUACAACAUCUCAAUUGACCUCAUCCCGGAUGCCAAACUUUCCCCUGGUCCUAUAUAUGGCAUGACUGAUGCGGAGUCCAAGGCGCUCAAACAACACAUUGACAAAGAGUUAGCCACAGGGAAGAUCCGCCCUAGUACUUCCUCUGCAGGCGCCCCGGUUAUGUUUGUCAAAAAAGCAGAUGGCUCUCUCAGACUGGUAGUCGACUAUAGGAAGUUGAAUGACGUCACGCAUAAAAACGUCUACCCGCUCCCCAGACAAGAUGACCUUAUGGCCAAAUUAAGGCAUGCCAAGAUGUUUACCAAACUAGAUCUUUGUUGGGGUUAUAAUAACGUCAGGAUUAAGGAAGGAGAUGAGUGGAAGACGGCCUUCAGGACCAAGUAUGGGCUAUUCAAAUACCUGGUCAUGCCCUUUGGUCUCACCAACGCCCCGGCCGCCUUCCAGCAUUUCAUGAAUGACUUGUUCAGAGACCUCAUUGACGUCACAGUGGUGAUUUACUUGGAUGACAUCCUCAUCUUUUCAGAAGACCCCAAGAAGCAUCCAGAACACGUUAGGGAAGUCCUAUCAAGACUAAUGAAGAACCAGUUGUUCUGCAAACUCUCUAAGUGUCACUUCCACGUCACCACAGUCGAUUACCUUGGCAUUGUCAUAUCCCCUGCAGGCUUCUCCAUGGACCAGAAGAAGAUUGAGGCCGUCACUUCAUGGCCCCAACCUAAAACAGUCAAGCAGGUCCAGGCCUUCCUAGGGUUUGUGAACUACCUUUGCCGAUUCAUCCCCAACUUUAGUUCCGUGGCUCGCCCCCUCCACAAUCUCACAAAAAAGGAAAUCCCAUGGUCUUGGGAGACCCAAGAGGAAGAAGCCUUUCAGGAAUUGAAGUCCCUAGUCACCCGCUCCCCGGUCCUAAUCCACUCAAACCCAGAUCUCCCCUAUUACUUAGAAACGGAUGCAUCAGGCGUAGCCAUGGGAGCCAUUCUGAGCCAACAAGGGGAAGAUAACCGCCUUCAUCCUAUCGCCUACAUGUCCAAGUCAUUCUCAGGGGCAGAAGCCAAUUAUGACACCCACAAUAAGGAACUCCUGGCAAUAAUUAAGGCACUGGAAGAAUGGCGAAUAUUCCUGGAAGCCACAGACAAGCCAAUCCAGGUCUUCACAGACCACAGGAACCUGGAAUACUGGAUGCAGGCCAGGACCUUCAAUCAAAGGCACGCCAGGUGUGUCAUGCCCUAG